Molecule: messenger RNA, 4704 nt
Organism: Naumovozyma castellii
Lineage: Eukaryota; Fungi; Ascomycota; Saccharomycetes; Saccharomycetales; Saccharomycetaceae
Gene: MYO2
Product: myosin 2
Exons: 1
Coding region: 1-4704 (1567 amino acids)
Source: RefSeq, a predicted model, not a curated record
AUGUCGUUCGAGGUAGGAACUCGCUGCUGGUACCCAAGUAAAGAGCAAGGUUGGAUAGGCGCGGAAGUGACUAAAAAUGAUUUAAAAGAUGGGACAUAUUUCAUGGAAUUGACAUUGGAGGAUAAUGAGGUUGUUAAUGUUGAAACUAAGGAUCUAACCAACGAAAAGGAUCCCAGUUUGCCAUUGUUAAGAAAUCCACCUAUCUUGGAAUCAACCGAGGAUUUAACUACUUUGUCAUAUUUAAACGAACCCGCCGUUCUUCAUGCAAUAAAGCAACGUUAUUCGCAAUUGAACAUCUAUACUUAUUCUGGUAUAGUUUUAAUUGCAACAAAUCCUUUUGAUAGAAUGGAUCAAUUAUACUCACAAGAUAUGAUUCAGGCAUAUUCAGGAAAACGUCGGGGUGAAAUAGAACCACAUUUGUUUGCCAUUGCUGAAGAAGCUUAUAGAUUGAUGAAAAAUGACAAACAAAAUCAAACUAUUGUGGUUAGUGGUGAAUCUGGGGCCGGUAAGACAGUGUCUGCCAAGUACAUUAUGCGUUAUUUUGCCUCAUGUGAUGAGGAGAACUCUUCCAAUAUGGGAAAUUUACAGCAUACUGCGGAGAUGUCCGAGACAGAAGAGAGAAUACUGGCUACUAAUCCUAUUAUGGAAGCUUUUGGUAAUGCUAAGACUACAAGAAAUGAUAAUUCAUCAAGAUUUGGGAAAUAUCUAGAAAUCUUAUUCGAUAAAGAAACUGCCAUUAUAGGUGCUAAAAUGAGAACAUAUCUCUUGGAACGUUCCAGAUUAGUUUAUCAACCUAAAACAGAAAGAAAUUAUCAUAUUUUCUAUCAAAUAUUGGCUGGUCUACCUGAGGAUGUGAAACAAGAAUUACACCUAACAAAAGCAGAUGAUUAUUUCUACAUGAAUCAAGGUGGGGAACCUGAGAUUGCUGGAAUAGAUGAUGUAAGCGAAUAUGGUAUUACUAUAAAGGCGUUGACUUUGGUUGGAGUGGCUCCAGAAACUCAACAGCAUAUUUUCAAAAUUUUAGCAGCAUUAUUACAUAUCGGGAAUAUUGAAAUUAAAAAGACAAGAAACGAUUCCUCUUUAUCCUCAGAUGAACCUAAUCUAAAAAUUGCGUGUGAAUUACUAGGUGUUGAUCCUUCCAAUUUCGCCAAGUGGAUCACAAAGAAGCAAAUCGUUACUAGGUCUGAGAAAAUUGUCUCUAAUCUAAAUUACUCACAAGCGUUGGUGGCCAGAGAUUCAGUGGCUAAAUUUAUUUAUUCCGCACUAUUCGAUUGGUUAGUCACGAAUAUUAACACAGUCUUGUGUAAUCCAGCUGUUCUUGAUCAAAUUCAUUCCUUUAUCGGUGUUCUAGAUAUUUAUGGGUUUGAGCAUUUUGAAAAGAACUCUUUUGAACAAUUUUGUAUUAAUUAUGCCAAUGAGAAGCUACAACAAGAAUUCAAUCAGCAUGUCUUCAAACUAGAACAAGAAGAAUAUAUUAAGGAAGAAAUCGAAUGGUCUUUUAUUGAAUUUAACGACAACCAACCUUGCAUUGAUCUAAUAGAAAACAAAUUGGGUAUAUUAUCCCUACUGGACGAAGAAAGUAGGCUACCUGCUGGUUCAGAUGAAUCCUGGACCCAAAAACUGUAUCAAACAUUAGAUAAGCCACCAACCAAUAAGGUCUUCUCCAAGCCACGUUUUGGACAAACAAAAUUUGUGGUCAGUCAUUACGCUUUGGACGUUGCUUACGAUGUUGAAGGGUUUAUUGAAAAGAAUAGAGAUACUGUUUCCGAUGGGCACUUGGAAGUAUUGAAGGCAACCACCAACGAUACAUUAUCUACAAUUCUAGAAAGUGUGGAAGAAUCUGCUAGAAAGGUGGAAGAAGCCAAGAAGAAUGCUGCAUCACAGGAUCAAAAGCAAUUAAAAAAGCCAACACCAAUCAGGCAGGUACAAAGGAAGCCAACAUUAGGGUCCAUGUUCAAACUAUCAUUAAUUGAAUUAAUGCAAACGAUCAAUUCAACGAAUGUUCAUUAUAUCAGAUGUAUUAAACCAAAUGGAGAAAAGGAGGCGUGGAAAUUUGAUAAUUUGAUGGUUUUGUCUCAACUGAGAGCAUGUGGUGUUUUAGAAACAAUUAGAAUCUCUUGUGCUGGUUUUCCCUCUAGAUGGACAUUCAAUGAAUUUAUCCUAAGAUAUUAUAUUUUAAUUCCACCUGUAGAAUGGGCACCUAUCUUCCAAAAAAAUGAUCUUACGGAACAAGAUGUCAUCAACCUUUGUAAGAAAAUCCUUGCCGCUACAGUACAAGAUAAGGAAAAGUAUCAAAUUGGUAAUACUAAAAUCUUCUUUAAGGCUGGUAUGCUUGCAUAUUUUGAAAAACUAAGAAGUACCAAGAUGAAUAGUGCUAUCGUUUUAAUUCAAAAACAUAUUCGUUCCAAAUAUUACCGUAAACAAUAUAUGCUAAUGAAGGCUUCAUUAUCAUUAUUGGGUGCCUAUUCUAAGGGUACAGUAAUUCGUCAAAGGGUCGAGUAUGAACUAGAACAACAUGCCGCUACAUUAAUUCAAACAAUGUAUAGAGGUUACUCAAAGCGUUCGUAUAUAUCUGGUGUUAUCUCCAGUAUUGUUAAACUUCAAUCCAGAAUUAGAGAGGAAUUGGAACAACGUGAAAUGCAAAGCAAAUACGAAAGUAAUGCUGCUAUCUCUAUCCAAAGUAGAAUUAGAGCAUUUGUUCCAAGAAAGGCGUACGAAUCAAAGAGGAGAGAUACUAUUGUUGUGCAAUCGUUAAUUAGAAGACGUAUCGCACAAAGGGACUUUAAGAAACUGAAGGCCGAUGCUAAGAGUGUUCAUCACCUAAAAGAAGUAAGUUAUAAGUUGGAAAAUAAGGUCAUUCAAUUAACUCAAAACUUAGCUGCAAAGGUGAAGGAAAACAGACAACUCUCAAAGCGUUUGGAAGAAUUACAGGCAACUAUGGUGACAGUAAGUGAAUUACAAGACCAAUUAGAAGCUCAGAAAAUGGAAAACCAAAAGGCUCUUGCUGAUCAAAAGGACGGUUUUGUUCUAGAUUCUAAAUCAUUAAAGGAUCAAUUAAUAAAGGCUAAUAAGGAUGUUGAAAGUGUUAAGUUUGAACUUGCCACUUUGACAGCCAAAUACACAGAAAUGGAAGCAGAAUCAAAGAAUCAAUUGGAUGAGUUAGAAAGAACAAAGACUCUAUUAACAGAAUCUAAGACUCAGAACUCCGACUUAUACAGUGAGAUAAAAUCUUUAAAAGAGGAAUUAGCUCACUUGCAGACUUCGAUUGCGUUAGGCACUGUUACAACGAACACGAAUAUUGUGCCACAUACGCCAUCAAGAGAAAAUAGGAUGCCAAGUGGACAUAUGCGUGCUGCUGAGGAAAAUAUAUCACCUAACCAAUUGAAAUCAAUACCUUCAGAUACAGCUGCAGACCAUGUUUCUGUUAAUGGAUACGGCAUGGAUGAUGAUAUUAUAAAUACCAACACGUUGACACAAAUAAAUGAAGAGUUGUAUAGAUUAUUGGAAGGUACUGACGUCUUAAAUAAUGAAAUUACGGAAGGAUUACUUAAGGGAUUCCAAGUUCCCGAUGCUGGUGUUGCUAUUCAAUUGAGCAGAAGAGAUGUUGUUUAUCCAGCUAGAAUUUUAAUUAUUGUAUUGAGUGAAAUGUGGAGAUUUGGUUUAACCAAACAGAGUGAAAGUUUUUUGGCUCAAGUCUUAACUACAAUUCAAAAAGUUGUUACCACUUUAAAGGGUAUUGAUCUCAUUCCAAGUGGUGCCUUUUGGUUAGCAAAUGUCCGUGAAUUAUAUUCUUUUGUUGUAUUUGCCCAACAUUCUAUCUUGACUGAAGAAUCUUUCAAGAAAGGUAUGAAUGAUGAAGAAUAUAAUGAGUAUGUUUCCUUGGUUACAGAACUGAAAGAAGAUUUUGAAUCUCUAAGUUACAACAUUUAUAAUAUCUGGUUAAAGAAGCUACAAAAGGAUUUACAGAAAAAGGCCAUUAAUGCUGUGGUUGUGUCUGAAUCGUUACCAGGUUUCAAUGCAAGCGAAUCGAACGGAUUCUUGAACAAAAUAUUUAAUUCAGGUGAAGAGUAUACCAUGGAUGAUAUUUUAACCUUCUUCAAUAACAUAUUUUGGUGCAUGAAAUCGUUCCACAUUGAAAAUGAAGUUUUCCGUACUGUUAUUAUUACGUUAUUAAACUAUGUGGAUACGAUAUGUUUCAAUGAUUUAAUUAUGAAACGUAAUUUCUUAUCUUGGAAACGUGGUUUACAAUUGAACUAUAAUGUUACAAGGUUAGAAGAGUGGUGUAAGACACAUGGACUACCCGAUGGAGCUCAAUAUUUACAACAUUUAAUUCAAACAGCAAAACUAUUGCAGUUAAGAAAGUAUACUAUUGAGGAUAUUGAUAUGGUACGUGGUAUUUGUUCAUCUCUAUCACCUGCUCAAUUGCAAAAAUUAAUUUCCCAAUAUCAUGUUGCUGAUUAUGAAUCUCCCAUUCCUCAAGAUAUUUUGAAGUAUGUUGCUGACAUUGUUAAGAAGGAAUCUACCAGCGCACAUAACGAUAUUUUCCUACAUCCAGAAACUGGUCCAUUUAAUGAUCCAUUUGUUGCUGUUAAGACCAGAAAAUUCGAUCAAGUCGAAGCCUAUAUUCCAUCGUGGUUAGUAUUACCUGUUACUAAAAGAAUUGUUGAUCUUGUUGCACAGCAAGUGACAGUACCAGAUGCCUAA